AGUGCCGGUGCCGCGUUGUGUGUGUGAAAUGGCUGUGCAGCCUCGUGAAUCUGACAAACAGGAGAAACAUGCAUCGUGGGACAUUCCAAUGGUGGAGAUGGAGCACAGGUUCCGUGUGGACCGGGUGGACGGCGGGGUGACGGACGACGAUGCUGCUUCGGGGACCGAGGACGAGGAUGAUGUUCCAGGAAAUUACACCAGGAGUUUCCGACACAUCACUAGGGAGGCUCUCCCUCGGCUAGACAACUACAGGAACAUCCUGUCCAUCCAGGCCGUCUACAGACCUACCCUGGACGAGCUGCACAACCCGCCGACGGGCCAUCACAAGGCCACAGUGAUCCAGAUGAAUGGGAAGACGCAAGUUGCUGAGAGUGAAGCGGCCAUCAAGUUCGGAUGGAUCAAAGGAGUCCUGGUGAGGAACCUCCUCAACAUCUGGGGUGUGAUGCUGUUCCUCCGUCUCUCCUGGGUAGUUGGUCAGGCCGGCAUACUUGAAGGCAUAUUUCUGAUCCUCUCCACGACUGUCGUGACUGGCAUCACUUCUCUGUCUAUGUCUGCCAUCUGCACCAACGGCUUGAUCAAAGGAGGUGGAACUUACUUCAUGAUCUCAAGAUCUCUCGGUCCAGAGUUUGGAGCUUCUAUCGGCCUUAUCUUCUCGCUAGCCAAUGCCGUUGCUUGUGCUAUGUACACUGUGGGCUUCUGCGAGUCACUGCUGGAUCUGCUUCGGAUGUACGAGGUUUCCAUUGUGGAUGGAGGUGUGCAAGACAUGCGGAUUAUCGGGUGUGUCACUAUUCUUCUUCUUCUCUGCAUUGUUGUUAUAGGCAUGGAGUGGGAAGCCAAGACUCAGAUGGGGCUUCUCGUCAUACUAGUGCUGGCAAUUGCAGAUUUCUUCAUUGGCUCUUUCAUCGGCCCAAAGAGUGAUGAGGUCAAAGCUAAAGGAUUCCUUGGUUUAAGUGUUUCACUGGUCAAAGACAACCUCAUGUCUGAUUACCGCCCAGUCAAAGGUGAAAAUCAUGAUUUCUUCUCGGUGUUUGCUGUAUUUUUCCCGGCCGCUUCUGGGUUUCUAGCUGGUGCCAACAUUUCAGGGGAUCUGCGUGAUCCUACUGGAGCUUUGCCCAAAGGAACGAUUCUCUCAAUCGUUAUUACAACCACGUCGUACGUUGUAAUGGCGUUCAUGAUGGGAGCCUCAGUAUUGAGGGACGCAAGUGGUAAAGUAGAAGAAUACUUCGCUGGUAACUUCACUGACUGCGCUACUCGUAAAUGUGAUUACGGCCUUCAGAACAACUUCCAGGUAGUAGAGCUAGUCAGCGUGUUCGGUCCGCUCAUCUUCGCCGGAUGUUUUGCGGCUACUCUCUCCUCAGCCCUCGCAAGUCUUGUCUCGGCACCAAAGGUGUUCCAGGCUCUGUGCAAAGACAAACUCUACCCGUACGUAGAAUUCUUCGGCAAGGGAUACGGCAAGAACCACGAGCCGAUACGAGGAUACGUGUUGACGUUUUUCAUCGCCAUAUGUUUGAUCUUGGUUGGUGACCUCAACGCAAUUGCACCGUUGAUUUCCAACUUCUUUUUGGCUGCGUACGCACUUAUCAACUUCAGUACAUUCCAUGCAUCACUUAUAAAACCAAUUGGUUGGAGACCUACAUUUAAGUACUACAAUUGCUGGCUGAGUCUGCUAGGUUCUGUGUUGUGCUGCGUAGUCAUGUUCCUAAUCUCCUGGGCUAUGGCCCUUUUUACUUUCGCAGCCAUGCUCACGCUGUACCUUCUAGUAGCUUACAGAAAACCAGACGUCAACUGGGGCUCAAGCACACAAGCCCAGAUCUACCACAGCGCUCUAGCCUCGGUACACCAGCUGAGCAGAGUGGAGGAUCACGUCAAGAACUACCGCCCUCAGAUACUAGUGUUCUGCGGACUACCGAGCACUCGACCUCCGCUCAUUGACUUCGCCCAUCUCAUCACCAAGAAUGUCUCCUUGCUGGCUUGCGCUAACAUUAUCAAAGUUCCAGUGUCACAGAAGGUCCAGAUGUUGCUAUCCCACAAAGCUCGCAGCUGGUUGCUGAGCCACAAGAUCAAAGCGUUCUACUCGCAGAUCGACGGCUGCGCCUUCCAAGAAGGAGCUCGAGCACUCAUGGCGGCUUGUGGCCUCGGCAAACUGAAACCGAACAUCGUCUUGCUUGGGUACAAGUCUGACUGGGCUACGUGUGACCGAACUGAGCUCACAAUGUAUUUCAACACUGUUCAUAAGGCUUUGGACUUGUACCUCGCAGUGGCUAUUCUGCGAGUGCAAGAAGGCCUGGAUUACUCCAAGAUACUUGCGGAUGAGUUUCCUCAUUGUGAGCUGAACGGAGCAAUCCCAGAAUCCCCGGCGUCCAGCCCUGUCAAACAACCGUCUGAACCAAUCACAAGAGACCAGUCAUACUCAGAUCUAUCUCAGGAAGUUGAAAGUAGCGGAAGUGAGCUGUCGGCUCCUAACAGUCCGAGAAGUCCUCGGGUUAAGACAAACGGAAUAAGCAGCGAGAGCAGGAAAAAGAAGGAAUCAAGAACUGAUCUCUUCAGAGGAAUUAAUGGGAAUAAGUUGUCUAAAAAUGUGAUCAACAACUUGACUCAAUUUCAAAGGAAACAAAAGAAAGGGACAAUUGAUGUUUGGUGGCUUUACGAUGAUGGAGGUUUGACAUUGUUGCUGCCUUACAUUAUCUCUACUCGACGCAACUGGGAGAAUUGUAAACUAAGAGUCUUCACGAUCGCAAAUAAAAAAGACGAACUUCAGUUUGAACAGCGAAACAUGGCAAGUCUCCUAGCUAAGUUCCGAAUCGACUAUUCUGAUCUUAAGGUUAUCACAGACGUCACGAAGAAACCUCAAGACUCCACAGUGGCUUAUUUUGACGAACUUAUAAAAAAUUUCAAAGCUACAGAUGAAAAAAGACACUCAGCCUCGAUAUCAGAAGCAGAACUUGUGGCGAUGACGGAGAAGACGAAUCGCCACCUACGUCUGCGUGAACUACUGCUUGAAUACUCUUCCACAGCAAACUUGAUCGUUAUGACACAACCGAUGCCAAGAAAGAACGUAGAGAGCGCAACGCUGUACAUGGCAUGGCUCGAGACUUUGACAAAAGACAUGCCUCCGUUUCUUCUCGUCAGGGGUAACCAGCAGUCAGUGUUGACAUUCUAUUCGUAAUCAACUGAUUGUUGAGGAAAAGCUCUCUAGGACUACAGCUGUUGUUACAGCUUUUAUCUCCAUUGCAUUGAAGUUGACAGUUAAAAUCCCCCUUAAUUUGAAUCAAAUAGGCUUUUCUCCACUGUAUUUAGAUAUAGAGAAUUCUUGAAGGGGUAUUUCAGUGGCGGCUAGUGCGGCAGUAUCGUACUGACUUCUGUAAAGCUUUAGUUAUUAUGAUUUCUACAAUGUUGUUGUUGCUGCAAACAAAAGGACCUUAAACAUGGAUUAUACAUACAUCACUGUAAAUUUAUCAUGAUUACGAAUCAGCUCAAAACAGUUUUAACAUUAGUUCUGUUUGGAUUAUGAAGAAGGUAUCUUGUUAGGUAUUUGGUUGAUUUUUUUACAUGCAAACCAUAGAAUUUACUUUGAUUUUUAAUGUCAGUCCUUAGUAUCUAGGUACGGUACCUCUGAAAAUAUAUUAUCCAGUUCCAUUAGUAAAUCGUAAAUAUUUUCUUGGCUGGUAAAAUAAGGGUUUAAAAUAUUUUGUAAGCAUAAAAAUUUUAAAAAAAGUACAGUAUAUUUGAAUACUAUAUUGUUCAAAACCAUAUUAAUAAUUAAUUUAUGAUUACAUUGUAUUAUUCUGAGUGACUUUCUACUCCAUAGUCCACACGGACCAGCUGCCACUCGUUUUGUUUUUCUUUCAAAAAAUGGCUGUUAUAACAAUUUUGCUAGCUUUGUGAUUUAUAGCUUUAUGUAUUGUUUUUAUCUCGCCUUUGUAACUCUUUUAUGAGUUCAAAUUUAUGAAAGAAAUUUAGAUUAAUAUCUUGUAUAACAUGUUAAUCAAACUGUCGACUUGUAAUAAUUGAAAUGUCAAUUGAAACCAUUGUUUUGUUUCUGCAAUACUUCAGGGGAUUUGUUAGUUCACAAACCUAAAAAAAUUACUACUAUUUAUAAGGGAAUAGUUGUCAACAAAAGUAAUGGAUUGAGAGAAAUCAAAAUAAAGUAAUGAAAAUAGUUUAUAUUUUUAUUAUUAUAUAGUAUUUUAAAUAAAUAAUCAGUAUUAUGAGUGUAGUUUUUUAUAUUAUUAU
This is a messenger RNA of Macrosteles quadrilineatus (aster leafhopper), 4233 nucleotides long. RefSeq names its product bumetanide-sensitive sodium-(potassium)-chloride cotransporter-like. The transcript has 20 exons. Lineage: Eukaryota; Metazoa; Arthropoda; Insecta; Hemiptera; Cicadellidae. The coding region runs from base 29 to 3166 and encodes 1045 amino acids. The record is from RefSeq and is a predicted model, not a curated record. Gene Ontology annotation, biological process: sodium ion homeostasis; chloride ion homeostasis; cell volume homeostasis. Gene Ontology annotation, molecular function: sodium:potassium:chloride symporter activity. Gene Ontology annotation, cellular component: membrane.